CUUACCUCAUCACAGACAUAAUUCUUCCCCCCCACCCAGUAAAUCGACAUGAGUCGCCACAGCACCAGCAGCAUGACUGAAACCACGGCAAAGAACAUGCUCUGGGGCAGUGAGCUCACUCAGGAAAAACAGACUUGCACCUUUAGAGCCCAAGGCGAGAGGAAGGACAGCUGUAAGCUUUUGCUCAGCACGAUUUGCCUGGGGGAGAAAGCCAAAGAGGAGGUGAAUCGCGUGGAAAUCCUUCCCCAGGAAGACAGGAAAUCACCAAUCACUAUCGCCACGCUGAAGGCCUCUGUCCUGCCUAUGGUCACAGUGACAGGUAUAGAGCUUUCUCCUCCAGUAACUUUUCGUCUCAGGGCUGGCUCAGGACCUGUGUUCCUCAGUGGCCAGGAAUGCUAUGAGACUUCAGACAUGGCCUGGGAAGAUGAUGAGGAAGAGGAGGAGGAAGAGGAAGAGGAUGAAGAUGAGGAUGAAGAUGCAGAUCUAUCGCUAGAAGAGAUCCCUAUCAAACAAGUCAAAAGGGCAGCUCCCCAGAGGCCGACGAGCAUAGCUAAGAGAAAAAAGGUGGACAAAGAGGAGGAGGAGGCGGCAGUGAGGCCCAGCCCUCAGGACAAGAGCCCCUGGAAGAAGGGAAAAUCUACACCCAAACCUAAGAGGUCGACGUCCAAGAAAUGAGCUCAUCUUAGCAGCUUCUAUGUCCAAGGCGGGAUGUCUACCAGCUGUGCUCUGGUGCAGGUGUCCGGCCCCAGCACCUUAGUC
Messenger RNA from Rattus rattus (black rat), 759 nucleotides. RefSeq names its product nucleophosmin/nucleoplasmin 2 (gene Npm2). The record is from RefSeq and is a predicted model, not a curated record. Gene Ontology annotation, molecular function: RNA binding; chromatin binding; histone binding. The transcript has 8 exons. The coding region runs from base 49 to 675 and encodes 208 amino acids. Gene Ontology annotation, biological process: positive regulation of DNA replication; chromatin remodeling. Gene Ontology annotation, cellular component: cytoplasm; nucleolus; nucleoplasm. NCBI's taxonomy places the organism in Eukaryota, Metazoa, Chordata, Mammalia, Rodentia, Muridae.